Messenger RNA from Mytilus californianus (California mussel), 1269 nucleotides. Its product is annotated as neural cell adhesion molecule 1-like. The coding region runs from base 217 to 1269 and encodes 350 amino acids. Gene Ontology annotation, molecular function: protein binding. The transcript is spliced from 5 exons. NCBI's taxonomy places the organism in Eukaryota, Metazoa, Mollusca, Bivalvia, Mytilida, Mytilidae. The record is from RefSeq and is a predicted model, not a curated record.
GUUUCGAUUGUACCGGAUAAACAUCUGAUUAUACUGGAAAGAGAGGAUUUGUCAUUGUACUGUAACUACAGUUCAAACCACAUCAUUGAACGGUUGGACUGGAAGAAAGUUCUCCCAAGAAAUAAUCUGCAAAAUAUUAUUGAAUCAUCUCAGUAUUUCUACAUAAAUGCCAUCAACAGGCGACAUGCAGGACAGUACAACUGCACUGUCAAAAAUAUGGCCGGUAUCGAUUCAGAUAGUGUGACAAUAGAAGUAUACUUUCCUCCUACGGUACAGAUCAAAUUUGAAGAAAACAGAACGGAAAGACAAUUAAACUGUGUUGCAACUGGAAUACCCGAUCUAUACAUCUUCAAACAGUGGGAACAUUGGUCCGAAUACUCUGAUCUAAUAAGAUAUCUCCCGGAUAGCGGUAGCGGUAAUCUUAAUCUUCAAAUUAUCGAAGGAGAAACAGACCGAUAUCAAGACAGAGGAAUUUAUAUUUGCAAAGCUUCUAAUAAUGUAUCGCUAAAUGGUGGCGAUUCUUUCAUUCCCGGUGAAUUUUUUCUCAAUCCAAAAAGCACACCGUAUUUUGUGACAUCUAACAAUAAAACGCAAUAUGGAGUUUUAGGCCAAACGACUAACAUUACCGUUGACUUUGUUAGUUUUCCAGAGAUUAAAAACAUUUCCGUUAUUUUUGACGGUAUAAUACAUUCAAUUGAAAAUUAUACUCUGGAAAUCAUGAAAGUUAUGGACACAGUAUAUAAUAAAACUGUUUUUGUGAAUGGAAGUAGGCUGAUGAUGACGGUUGAAGUAAACACAGAAAGAGAUUUUAAGGCAUAUACAUUUAAACUGUGUAAUCAGAUCGGAUCAGACAACUUGACAAUUUCUCUUCAUUCAGCAAGUUGUCCAGAAACACCAGAAAUUAUACAAAUAAUGCCGGAAAAAACUCAGGUCAUUGUCCAGUGGAUCCCAAAGUUUCAUGGUGGAUUUCAACAGUCAUUUCACAUCCAGUAUCGUAGACGUGAUGUUCAGUACUGGAAUACCAAACAUGUCCAAGAUCACACCAUGAACAUAUAUUCUAUAGAUGGACUGACUCCUGGAACUGAAUACUUAAUUCGAAUUUACUCCAGUAAUAGAAAAGGCAACAGUAGUUUUUCUGAUAAAAAACCCUUCAGAACAGAUGCUACAAAUGAACAUGGCAACCUUGGGUUCAUUCUACUGAUUGUUCCAUUUGUAAUAGCAGUUGCUGUUUUGUACUGGCAAUAUAAAAAGGGUAAGUUUUUCUUUUAA